AUGACGAUUCCUUUUCUUUUCUCGUUCAUUGUAGUGAUUCCAAAUAUUCCAGCUGAUGCUCUAUGGGCACAGAAUGGAGUGACCAUGGCUGGAGGCCAUGGAAAAGGUAAUGCCGCCAAUCAGCUCUCGGGCCCUGAAGGUAUUUUCGUUGAUGAUGACCAAACGAUAGUCAUUGCUGACUUGAGCAAUCAUCGUAUCGUUCAAUGGAAGAUGAGCGAUAUGAAUGGACAAGUGGUAGCUGGUGGCAACGGUCAAGGAAAUCAAUUAGAUCAAUUAAAUGGGCCAACUGAUGUGUUGAUCGACAAAGAAACAGAUAGUUUCGUUAUUUGUGAUCGACAGAAUAAACGAAUCGUACGAUGGUCUCGUCGUAAUGACACAACUCAAGGAGAAAUCUUCAUCAACAACAUCGAAUGUUGGGGAUUGGCCAUAGAUGAUCAGAGAUAUAUUUAUGCCUGUGACAUUGAAAGGCAUGCAGUAAGACGAUACCACAUAGAAGACAAGAAUGAAACUAUUGUGGCUGGUGGCAAUGGUUACGGUGGUGGUCUCAAUCAACUCGACUGGCCAUCCUAUCUCUUUGUCGAUCAACAACAGUCCGUAUACGUGUCAGACCGUAACAAUCAUCGUGUGAUGAAAUGGAAUAAUGGUGCAAAUGAAGGAAUUGUCGUUGCUGGGGAUCAAGGCCAAGGAGAGGCUCUGACACAACUGAACAGGCCAAAAGGAGUGUUCGUCGAUACGUUGGGCACUAUCUAUGUAGCAGAUGAUCUGAAUAAUCGAGUGAUGCGUUGGCGUAAAGGAGCGAUGCAGGGCAUCGUUAUUACGGGUGGCAAUGGUGCUGGAGAAGGAGCAAAUCAGUUCAGGGGUCCACAAGGUUUGUCCUCCGAUCGAGAUGGUAAUCUCUAUGUCGCCGAGUGGGGAAAUAAUCGUGUUCAACGAUUUUCUAUCGAAUAG
Messenger RNA from Rotaria sp. Silwood2, 948 nucleotides. The record is from the annotation of a GenBank genome assembly. Lineage: Eukaryota; Metazoa; Rotifera; Eurotatoria; Philodinida; Philodinidae.